This is a messenger RNA of Centruroides sculpturatus (bark scorpion), 1072 nucleotides long. RefSeq names its product zinc finger protein 761-like. The transcript has 4 exons. The record is from RefSeq and is a predicted model, not a curated record. NCBI's taxonomy places the organism in Eukaryota, Metazoa, Arthropoda, Arachnida, Scorpiones, Buthidae. The coding region runs from base 128 to 1072 and encodes 314 amino acids. Gene Ontology annotation, cellular component: nucleus.
GAUAAUAAUAAAAGCAUUAUAUUAUUGCUGUCCAUUGUUGUUUCCAUUUUAGAAAAAAUUUCAAUACUUCAUUAAUAAAACUAAAUUUAUGGUAUUUUUAAUCAAACUAAAUUAACUGGAAUCAUAAAUGGACGGAACACACGAAUGCACAAUAUGCAGGAAAAACUGUCAGUGUGAAUAUGAUUUACGAAUUCACAUAAGGACUCACACUGGUGAAAAGCCGUUUAAAUGCAAAUUGUGUAAAAAGAAAUUUUCGACUAAAAGCAAUUUAACACAGCACAUGAUAGUGCAUUCGGAUGAAAGACCAUUCAAGUGCAAUCUGAAAGGCUGUGAAAAAUGUUUUAAACGAAAACGUGACUUGGAACAACACGUGUACUCACAUGGUGAAGAGUUUUUAUCUAAAAUUUCAGCGAAUGAUCCGAAGAUCAAAAGCCGUAAAUGCCCUAUUUGCCCAAAACUUUUCUUAUCUCCACUUACUUUAAGAGCUCACAUUAGAACUCACACCAGGGAACUACCAUACUCAUGUAACAUUUGUAACAAAAGCUUCAGUCAUAAACAAAAUUUAAAAGCACAUAAACGAAGGAAGCAUCCGAAAGAGGAAACUCCAUCUUUCUUCGAGGAAAAUAAGGUUGCUAAAAAUCAUGAUUUCAGUGAACAGCGCGAUAUUUCUUCACAAACUAGUCAAUACGAGCGUCACAGCCCUGGCUCUGAAAGACAAGUAAUCAGUGAUGACUACACUGACAUAUACGAGGAAUGGAUCGCCCAACAUCAGAUCAAAUCUAAACUUCCCGUUCUAAAAAUUACAGUAGAAGAUUUUUGUAGUAAAUUCACUUCUAUACAAGGAGGAUACAACCAUGAAUCUGAAAAAGAAACAACAAAAGAAAAUGAUCCUUCUGAUAUAUACGAAGAAUGGAUUGCAGAACAUUCAAUUACGGCCGAAAUUCCCGUCUUAGAUCUCACAGAAGAAGACUUUUUUAUAGAGAAUCCAGCAAUACAAAACAUAGAAAAUAUCCAUAUUUUUGAAACAAGAAAAGACGAUGAUUCUCUUGCACAGCAGAAUGAUAUCACAUAA